CACCAGGAGGGAGUUCAACUGAGUGCGUCUAGCUUACCUACCUACCAAGCCAGCACCUACCGCCCCCGGGGAAACAUGAAGCGCAAGUGUAUCUGCGAGAUCUGCACCUGCGGGCGCCACCGCUGCCCCCACAACCCUACAAUGAUUUUCGAGAAAUCUGGAAAACCAUGUGUUCUUACUGAAUAUGUAGAAAAAUAUCCACAGUAUGAUCAAGUGCUGCCACCAAAAAGCAUGAAACCCAAGGAAGAACUCCAAGGAAACCAUGGAAGAAUGGAAGGAGUCUCAACCUUUAAGUCAGAUUAUCUUCCAUAUGAUGUGCUUAACCGACCAAGACGUCAUCAGGAAGUAUAUCAACCAAAGUCUGGCCACAUGGAUCAUGGGACAACCUAUAAUAGGGAUUUUAAUACUUAUGAAAUACAACCCGUGGCACCAGUGCGUCCAGUCGAAAGACGACAGAAUAUGGGAAAGUUUGAUGGAAACCCUACAUAUAAAGAUGAUUUCAAAGCAUGGGAUAUCCAAAAAAGGGAACUUGCGAAACAGGAUAACGCUUACCAACCUCCAAAAGAGAAGUUUGGUAAUUUAACUACCUUUCAGGAUGAUUAUUUUCAAAAGGAACUGAUCCCAAGAGAAAGCUACAGACCUCCAAAUGUAUCUAGACGUAUCAACAUUCCUUUUGAUGGCAUUACAAGCCAUCAUAUUUCUUACAUACCGUACAAACUGGAACCAAAGCUUGUUAGAGAUAGAGAAGAAUAUAAGCCUAGUAGCCAACCAUUUGAUGAUCUCACCACCCAUCGCCUCAAUUACAAGGGUGCACUUGGUGAGUUAACAAAGAGCUUUAAACCAGAGCAUGGGAAAGUUGGUAGCAGUGCAAGGUUUGAAGGUAGCUCUGAAUUUAAAGAUAGCUUCCAGCCAUGGCUGAUACCCACACGUUUUAUUCAUAAAGGGGAGGCAUAUAUUCCACCUAAUACUCACAUGGAGUCAGAUACUACAACUCAUAGAGAUUAUGUUCAGCACCAGCUAAGUUAUGUUGCCCCCGCCAGACCUGUGUCCCAUGGUAGAAGAAGUAGUGCACCCUUCCAAGGAAAUACUACAAUGAAAGAUGAUUUUAAAGCCUGGGAAGCCCAGCGUCAAGGAAUUAUCAAGAGAGAGCAUCAAUUGCCAAAUGCUAGUGGAAAAUUUGAUGGAUUAACUACAUUCCGAGCUCACUAUCAGCCCCAUGAGAUAAGUCUCACUGAAAAUUAUAAGCCUUACAACAUGGCAGUCCGAAAUUCUGUUCCAUUUGAGGGUGAAACCAUGUAUCACUCAGAGUAUACAGCCAAAAAGAAUGAAAUCUGUCCAGCAGUUUAUCCAUCUCCACCUGGCUAUGUUUUUGAAAGUGUUGAUAGCCGAGGUCACAAAAUGUACCGGAAGACUCUUACUCCAGAAAUGAAUUCAUUUUCUAAGGAAAAUGGAAACAAAAUGUCUCAAGCUAUCGCCGUGAUGUCUUAAAUGAAGUUAAGAAGAAUAUAUUGUGCAAAAUAAAUUACAAUCUAUAUUCUGUAGAAACAUUUGAAUUUUACUAAUCAUUUUUUCUAUUUUCAUUUAUCAUAUAUAUAUUUGCUAUCUGUAUAUUCGCAGGGCUCAUGGGGGCAUGAUAAUGCAACUUAAUAUUAUAUUUUAAAUAUUAUUAGAAUUUUAAUUAUGGCUGAUCUGAUGACCAAAUUUAGACAUAUUACAAUGAAUCGGAUAUUCAAUAACUGGCAUGAAUACUUUCCAGUAAGGCAGUAUAUAUUGUAUGUGUAUAACAGCAAACAGUCUAUCAAAAUAGAUAUGUUUUGCAAUUAAACCAAAGUGAUUGUCUGAAAAAACAAAAUGGCAGUAUUUUGCAUACAUGGGUAUCAAAACAAACAAAAAAAGUAUUGUAGAAAUGUAACUAUUUUAUUUUCAAAAAUAUCUGCAAAAUUGUUAUUGAAUCUGCAGCUGGAAAUAUUUGAGCUAUUUUGUUUUUCAGGAUAUAUAUAUGAACUGUAAGUGGUACGAAAAAGCAACAAAAAAAACAAACAAACUCAAUAGUCUGUCACUCAUGAUUACUUCUUCAACCAAUCCACAUAAACUUGUACUUUAACCGAAAAUUUUAGUUUGUGCUUUACUUCAAAGAAAUGAUGACAUUUUGUAUAACUGUAAUGUGACAAAUCUGAUAGUUUCAUUCACUUUAGAUUAAUAACAAUCUUUAUUAUCCUAUGAUCAAAUUUUAACUAUCUCAAAUAAAUUAUG
This is a messenger RNA of Pelobates fuscus (common spadefoot toad), 2253 nucleotides long. RefSeq names its product stabilizer of axonemal microtubules 2 (gene SAXO2). Gene Ontology annotation, cellular component: axonemal microtubule; cytoskeleton; sperm flagellum. NCBI's taxonomy places the organism in Eukaryota, Metazoa, Chordata, Amphibia, Anura, Pelobatidae. The transcript has 4 exons. The record is from RefSeq and is a predicted model, not a curated record. Gene Ontology annotation, molecular function: microtubule binding. The coding region runs from base 76 to 1488 and encodes 470 amino acids.